AUGAGACCGACCAUGAAAUCCGAGGAUGAUGCAAGGCCCCGGUCGCGACCGAGGAGCCCAAAUCCGGAGCCCUCGCGACCCGAAACGCCGGCCGACAACGACGCCGAACACCACAAUGGAAAUUGGAGCUAUCAUGUCAAGAUUGGAACGCCUCCUGGGGGGUACCGGCUGGAGCUAAGCCUCGUUCAGAACUUAGCUGCGAUCGCCGGGUAUUCCGUGGCAAUGUCUAUAUUACAGACGUUGGACAAUGCAAGAGCAGCACGGGAACGACAGCGCCAGAGGGAGGCCGAAAAGCGCCGGGCAGACGCAGAAGAUCAAGAAAGAAGGGAAAGAGAGCGGCGAGAGGCCCUGGAAAGACACAUGCGAGAUCUCGGAAUCGACCUCGCGAACCUGACCAUAUCGGACGAGGAUAUAUCGGCGGCCAGGGCGGACGUGGGCUACCAGGUAGGAGCUCGAAAUAUCGUCAUAGCAGGCAGCCUCAACUCGGGGAAGUCAUCUUUGCUCAAUGCACUGCGGGAUCGAACCUUCGGGGAUGAGGACUAUGCGCCUACUGGUGCAUCGGAGGUCACGCAAGAACGCCACCGAUACGUGGAUCCUAUACAUAACGGGUUCGUGUGGUACGACUCACCGGGGGCAGGCACGGCCGAUGUGCAAGUACUGCAGGUCUGCCAUGCACUGAGGACACCCUGGAUCUCCGUGCGUACGAAGAGGGAUAUGCACAUAGGGAACUUCCAGCUCGAACGGGGCUGCAGCCCUGCAGAAGCAAGGACUCUAUUUCUCAGUGAGGUUGAAUCCGAUGUUGCUAGAUUCCGACAACAGACCGACGCGAGUGCAACCGGAUUUACGGAACAGUUUCGCGACUACGUCGUAUCGGCUCCUGGGAUCAGGGCGGCUGUGCGUGGAGGAACAUCACCGACAGAUCCUAUAAACGCAUUUACAGAUGAGAUGGAAUUACUGCGCUAUAUAGAGCUAGCAGAACAAGGAUAG
Molecule: messenger RNA, 987 nt
Organism: Colletotrichum orchidophilum
Lineage: Eukaryota; Fungi; Ascomycota; Sordariomycetes; Glomerellales; Glomerellaceae
Exons: 3
Coding region: 1-987 (328 amino acids)
Cellular component (GO): membrane
Molecular function (GO): GTP binding
Source: RefSeq, a predicted model, not a curated record